Messenger RNA from Racocetra persica, 127 nucleotides. The record is from the annotation of a GenBank genome assembly. NCBI's taxonomy places the organism in Eukaryota, Fungi, Glomeromycota, Glomeromycetes, Diversisporales, Gigasporaceae.
UAUGUUGGUACCUCCUGAUAUUAAUACUGUAUUUGAUAUUUGUAAAGAAGUUAAAGAAAUAGACCCAGAUUUAAGUGAAGCUAACAUAGAUGAUGUGCUUGACACAGUUCUGAAUACAACUGACAGU